CUGCGCACGAGAAUCAUAGCGCCGAAUGAUGGACGGCUCCUUCAAGUAGUCAUAAAUCAGCCCGUUUCAUUUGUCACAGCCACUGGGCUUGAACAAUACUUAGAAGCAGACAAAGCUCACCAAAUGUCUCCAGGCUUGCCGCUUAUACGUUUUGCUCUGGUGAAAGACGAAAUUGGGCUGUACAAACAUUUUGUAUUGACAGUCCACCAUGCACUUUACGACGGAUGGUCUAUGCGUCUUAUACUUGAUUCAGUUGAAAAGGUUUAUCAUGGCUGGAAUCUGAAUUCACACCCUAGAUUCAACGGCUUUAUUGAUUAUGUAUAUCAACAGAAUGCAGAGUUGGUCAAAUCAUACUGGCUAGGUUUCUUAGACGGCUAUAACGGGACGCCGUUUCCUCCGAUGGCUCCAACGGUAUCCCAGUCUUCAAUAGAUACAAGGUUUCGAUGGGGCAUUUCAGUUCCCAAUAUGGUAAAGCUCAAGGUUACCAUGUCUUCGCUAAUCCGGGCUGCAUGGGCCUUGACUGUUGGUCGUUGGGUCGAUGCCAACGAUAUUGUAUUUGGUGUUCUGCUCUCCGGACGAAAUGCGCCAAUACCUGAUAUUGAGAAAAUGGCUGCCCCGACUAUUGCUACUGUUCCAGUGAGAGUC
Molecule: messenger RNA, 645 nt
Organism: Trichoderma asperellum CBS 433.97
Lineage: Eukaryota; Fungi; Ascomycota; Sordariomycetes; Hypocreales; Hypocreaceae
Source: RefSeq, a predicted model, not a curated record